AUGGACGAGGCACGUCUCGGGGACCGCUCGGCGGCCGGCGGCGGCGGCAUAAAAAACACGAGAAAAGAAAGAGAAGCUCACGGGGCGAAAGGGAGGCGGCGGAGAGGAGUGCAUGCGCCCCCACCGCGGCGGCCCCACGCCGGCAGCGGGCGGCCCCUCGCGGGCGCCACCCACCGCACCGCAAAAAUCGAGAGCGUCGGCGGCGGCGCGGGGUCAAACGGCGCCGUGGAAAGGAGCGCGGUGACGCACACAGGCGCGCGUGCGUGUGCGCGCCGAGAGGGACGGCCGGCGCGAGAGCGGGACGGCCGCGCCAAUUACUAUCACCUGGCGGGCCGCUACCGCAUUACCCACUGCCGCCGCGCGCGCGACGACGCGCCCGCUGCUCCGCGGCCGAACCGCUCCAGCGCUCCGACGCCCGUACUAGGCGAUCGAUCGCUCACGAGUGCAGCGCUCGCCGCUCGACGCAAACGCUCGCCGCUCGUCGCU
This is a messenger RNA of Iphiclides podalirius (scarce swallowtail), 486 nucleotides long. Lineage: Eukaryota; Metazoa; Arthropoda; Insecta; Lepidoptera; Papilionidae. The record is from the annotation of a GenBank genome assembly.